GCAGGUGCAUCACCGCGUUCUUGGCGCUGGAGGGAGCAGACCCCGCGAUCGCGUCGGUGAAGGCGCAGCUGAAGACUUGGUUCGAGGUCUGGGCCAGGAGCCCCGACACCAGGGACCAGGUCAACUUCCAGCUGCUGAAGCUGAGAAGAGGGCCAGACAUCUGGAUCGACAGAAACGGCGACUAUGGGAAGUUCAGCACCGAGGACCAGGGCGGCGACUACUCGGAGAUAGUAGACGCGUUCCUGCAGGACAUCCAGGACCAGUUGUGGGAGAGAGCCGCACAGCACCACAACGGAGGAGGGCUACAGCGCGGCGCAGACGUGACGGACCUCAAGAAGCACCUCGGGCAGCUCGCGAAGAAAGAACACCACGGCACCUACGGCGCGCUCCUCACAGCGGCGUGCGCAGGUACCUGGACGCGAAGACGGAAACACGAGACCUUCGGCGGCGAGGAGGCCAUGUGCGAAUGCGGGAGGCCCGAGGACGACGAGCACAGGAUCUGGGGCGACUGCACCGCCAGGGAAGAUUGCGAGGCCAUCCGCAAGACCGAGGGCCUGGCGAGAAGGGCGCGCGUCGGAGCCAAGGAGAACCCCGCGUUCCGGUGCGACACCGAGCACAUCGAGCACACCACAGGCGCCUGCAUCACCCCAGACAGGCUGUGCGCAAGUGAGGGAGGCGAGCUCGCAGGCUGCGGCGACGGCUCAGGAGGCGAGUACAGCGCGGAUGAGAGGUAUUGCAGAUGCGGCUGGGGCUGGGUGCUACUGCACGAAGGUGAAGACACCGACGGGAUAGCGGGCGCCCGUUUCGGUCCGCUGCCAGGGCCAAGGCAGACCAACAAUAGAGCGGAGCUCUUCAGCCUGAUCAGCUUCGUCAACUCGACAGAGGGCAAGGUCAGCUUCUGGACGGACAGCGAGGUCACGUGCACAGGCUGGGCUGCAAGGCGCGAGGAGACCAAGGGGCUCGGCUGCAUCAACGGCGACCUGUGGCACCAGCUCGCUGAGGCGAUACGCAAGAGAGGUGGCGACCGCAGCGGCAUCAGCGUGCACCACCUCAACAGCCACAUGACGGAGCUGGAGGCCAGAGAGAAAGGCAUCGCACGGCGAAUAUGGGCAGGCAACAAGGCGGCAGACGAGUACGCAGCGGCAGGCGCCAAGACCCACGCGAUCAGCGACACCGAGAUGAGCUGCUACGAGUGGGUGAGGGCGACGGCGCACUUGGUCAGGCAGAGGAUCGCAGCCACCACGAAGGACGCACUCACCAGACGGCCGCCAGAGGAAGCGGAUAUGCGAGAGGCACGACGAGCCCAUGCCAAGCGGAUGAGGCAGAAUACGCUGAGGAAGAAGGACCUGCUCGGCGACAACCACCAGCGAAGGCCCGCUUCUCAGCACGUCCUGAAGCGGGACCGUCGGGGCACAGGUUGGACAUGCCUCUGCUGCUGGGAGUCGGCCAGCAGCACUACCAUGGCGAAGAACAUCCACGGAUGGCUGACGCAGACCUGCAGCGGACCUCCGCCCCCGACGGCACUCACGGUCACGAAGUACGGGGUCGAGUCGCACCACGCGCGCAAGCUGAGGCGGCUCUGGAGGCACAACCGAUGGUUCUGCGAGAACUGCGGAGGAGCCACCACAGAGCUGAUCGCCAAGAAGCUGCAGGAGCCCUGCUGCGGACACACGGCGUGCGACAGCGGGCGCUACAGGCCCCAGCGCUGGCUGAAGCAAGCGGCGUGCGAGAAAGGCACUUGCGACAUGCCCGCCGAGGAGUGCACCGAGGAGGAGCCCCAAGCGGAGGAGCUGGAGGAGGCCAGCAGCAGCCAGAGCACGGAG
Prorocentrum cordatum is the source of this 1823-nucleotide messenger RNA. Lineage: Eukaryota; Dinophyceae; Prorocentrales; Prorocentraceae. The record is from the annotation of a GenBank genome assembly.